Filobasidium floriforme is the source of this 1113-nucleotide messenger RNA. RefSeq lists its product as uncharacterized. The transcript has 4 exons. Lineage: Eukaryota; Fungi; Basidiomycota; Tremellomycetes; Filobasidiales; Filobasidiaceae. The record is from RefSeq and is a predicted model, not a curated record. The coding region runs from base 184 to 1002 and encodes 272 amino acids.
CUCGAGAUUCGGCCGAUCUGAUCCGCUGUACAUCCGCGACUCGAGUGACGUGCUCGUGACGAAACGUCCAUCCGAAAAGAUCAAAGGAAGCGCAAGGAUCAAACGUUUCGGGUGAAAGGUCAUUGACCACAGAAGUAUAAAGCCUAAGCCGUAAGGCGUGUUUGCUUCUUCUCGUCAGUGGCAAUGAACUUUCUCCUCCUCCUCGGAAUUCAUCUCGAGACUCUCCCAACCGAUAUCUUUCCCGUGCGACCGUCAAUGAAAAUGCAAGUCCCUAUCCGUCCCGAAAUGCCCACCAGGGCCGGCAGUUCUAAAAGGGUCAGCAUCAUGUCCCUCUCGCCCAGCCAACGGUACCAGGGUAAACCCUUGAAAGGAGCCAUGUCCCGACCUCUUACUCCCAUGUACAAGUUCCCAAACUCUCCCGUCGAACCCCACACUCCCUACAACUCUCUUGCUGGGGCUCAUCACCAUGAGAAGGGUCACACGUCUCCCGUCAGGAGGACUGGGACGCCCCUUGUCGAAGGUCUUACUCGAAGGUUGCAGGAAUGGCAAGGUGAUAAGGAGGAAGGCGAGAGACGAGCCGUACCUCUGAGUCCUCCCACUCCACGAGCCAGUACGCCGUCGUCGAUCCAUGAGCUCUCUUCCAAGUUGGCUACGUCCUUGAUGUUUCAAGGCAAUCUUCGGUGCCAACGUGGAGACGACGAGAAUGUUGAGACCCCUACUGGGUCUGGACUGAGGAACUCUUACAUCGUACCCAGAGGUUCCCCUCGCGUCAUCGGGACUGGCAACAUGUCACCAGUCUUGCGCGGUCCGUCGUCCUUCCGUGCAUAUCAUCAAGGCCCCAAGGAAGAAUCCACCUGGUUUGAUGGAACUGAUGCGAGAGCAACCGCUUCAAAGAACUCCUCGCCGCAACAAGAACAGACCGAAGAUCACACUCAAAAUCAGACCCAGAGCGAAAAAAGAGCCAUCCCAUCCUUCAGCGAUCAGCCAAAAGAGCGUACCUGAGUCGGGGAGCAAAGCGUUAGAAAAGGUAUAGGUUGGAGGAGGAGUCAGGCAUUUGUAAUUUUCCCGUGAUUGUCGAGGUUCCGAAUAAUAUACACAGGGUGAAGUUCUUCG